Molecule: messenger RNA, 2170 nt
Organism: Megalops cyprinoides (Indo-Pacific tarpon)
Lineage: Eukaryota; Metazoa; Chordata; Actinopteri; Elopiformes; Megalopidae
Product: C1GALT1-specific chaperone 1-like
Exons: 2
Coding region: 267-1247 (326 amino acids)
Molecular function (GO): N-acetylgalactosaminide beta-1,3-galactosyltransferase activity
Source: RefSeq, a predicted model, not a curated record
UUUUACUAGCUGUGUAAGAUACUCCUGGUGCUGGUUAGUUGAUGGUGAAGUAUUAUGGCUAGCACACCCAUACACUAUGUUGUCAAGCAAGCUUGACUGCAAGUUUGCUCUAUUCUAGCGCUAGAUAAUUACGUGCAGUUGAGCUGAAAUGAAAAAAAGGAAACCAGGGAAGCAGCAGGACUUCGAAGACAAAGAUUACGGUGUCGCACAGAUUGUUAGCAAACUAGCUAGAUCUUCAUGAAUUAAGGGAAAGUUUACACCAGGAAAUGAAAAUGUUGUCAGAGGGCAGCUCCUUCCUGAAGGGAUUGCUGCUUGGGGCGCUGUUCUGCCUGCUGCUGUCCUUGCUGGGGAGUCUCAGCUCAGAGCCCCAGCCCAACACAGAGCAUGGUGACGACCACGGUGAUGACCACCACCACCACCACAUCAAGGCUCCCAGCAAGGAGGAGCUGCAAAGAAUGCCAGAGGACCUGAGGAUGCAGCUGAGCCAGAACGUGCGGGUGUAUUGCGCCAUCAUGGUGCAGCCCAAGAUCCUCAACUUCUGGGCCACCGCCAAGGACACCUGGAGCAAACACUGUGACAAGGCAGUAUUCUACACCUCGGAGUCGGCCAAGGCCCUCGAGGCGGUAGACCUGCAGGAGAAGGACGAGUGGCCGAAGAUCCGCAAGGCUCUGAAGCACGCCUUCGAGAAUGCCGGAGACCUGCGCUGGUUCUUCCUGGCACGGGCCACCACCUUCGCUAUCAUCGAGAACCUCAAGCACCUGCUGCUGAUCAAGGACUCCAGCCAGGCCUUCUACAUGGGCAACGUGGUAAAAGCCGGGGAGUUGGAGUACGUGGAGUAUGACAGCGGCAUCGUGUUCAGCUAUGAGACUCUGCGGCAGCUGGUGAGGAUUUUCAAUGAUGAAGAGCGGUGCCCGGAGCGCGGCCGCGCCCUGUGGAAGCUGAGUGAGGAGAAGGAGCUGGCCCUGUGUCUGAAAUACACGGGGGUGUACGCCGAGAAUGGGGAGGACUCGCGCGGGAAGGGGCUCUUCAACAAAAAGAGCGUCAGCGCCCUCAUCUCCGAGGGCCUGGCCAAAAGCCCCUCCAACGUGGUCGAGAACUGCUGCCCCGACCUCGCCGUCACCUUUGGUGGCAUGUCGCCCAACCAGAUGCAGGUCAUGAUGUUUGGUGUUUACAGGCUACGACCAUAUGGGCACAUAUACCAUGACUCUUUGAUAUUUAUGCCACCUGAGGGCUCAGAUAAUGAUUAAAUGUGACUGACUAUAUUUGCCAAAUGUAUUGAUGGAGUUGGAAUUUAUGUACGUCCAACAUACUCGCACACAGAGGAAUGUCCGUUACCUUCACCUCAAGCACGCUCUGGAAAACUGAUAAAAGAUCGUAAAGGGAUGUGAAAUAACUGAUCAUGGGAGGUGGUUAGAACAGACGUAAUAGCCUAUGUAAUAUGAAAAUAUAAACCAAAGUUACUACUAAGCAACUUUGUUUUUCAUUCCUGUUUGAUUUUCUUCUGUUUGUUACUUUUGUUGUUGUCUGUUAUCCCAAAUUGUUUCAACUGCCAGUCACUGGUUCAUGAGCCAUUUUUCACUAAUUGCAAAGAGACAGACAGGGUACAUGAACUUUCUUUUACUUGUUAAUGUGUCACCUGUGGUAUCUGGGAGUUGAAGUCGCAUCUAUACCAUGAUGCCUGAAAUUGUCAGUGACAGCUUUUGAAAGAGAGAGUGUAUUGACAAAAAAGCCUUAUUGCCUUAUUCUAAACUGAACUGCCUCUGUAUUCAAUGAAAUAAACUGCAAAACUCCCCAAUUCAUCAACAAGGCUUUUCAAAAUGGAAAACAGAACCACCCCCUUGGUCAGCUAAACUGGGAAAAAUAAUAAUGUAUGAUUGAGUCAGUGGAAAAAUAAUACCUGGCUAGUAAAGGAAUGUUGUGCAGAGCAAAUGAAAGCACUGUACUAUAGUUGUAUUAAUAACACAUACAAAAAAACAUCUAGGUUAUUUUUGAUUGCUUAACCUUCAGCUGCAGCUGACUGAACUGCCUCAUAAGAAGGCAGCAUGUUACAGUAGCAGCAUUUCAUUUGUUUCCUGUAAAUGUAACAGAAUAUUUCGCCAGGGAAUUCUGGAAUGACUCAUCAGUUAGAGGGAUUAUUCAUUAGAAUGCCUAACUCAGCAUUUGAGCUGAC